Triticum dicoccoides is the source of this 1157-nucleotide messenger RNA. RefSeq names its product putrescine hydroxycinnamoyltransferase 3-like. The coding region runs from base 63 to 1157 and encodes 364 amino acids. NCBI's taxonomy places the organism in Eukaryota, Viridiplantae, Streptophyta, Magnoliopsida, Poales, Poaceae. Gene Ontology annotation, molecular function: acyltransferase activity, transferring groups other than amino-acyl groups. The record is from RefSeq and is a predicted model, not a curated record. The transcript has 2 exons.
CUAGCAAACUCCUCGUCGCCGGUCCGACUUCAGUGCACGGAGCUCGAGCUCGCUAGCCAGCAAUGGAGGUGAAGGUGCUGAGCUCCAGGCUCGUCAAGCCGGCCUACAAGGCCGGCGCUCCGGCCACGGAGUACAUCCCUCUGUCCGUCUUCGACACGGUCACGUACCAGAUCCAGAUGGCCAUCAUCUACGCCUUCGCGCCGCCCGCGCCGUCCACCGCCGCCAUCGAGAAGGGCCUCGCGGCCGUGCUCUCCCAGUACCGCGCGUUCGCGGGCAAGGUCGGCGAGUCCCCCGACGGCGCGCCGGCCGUGGUCCUGAACGACCGCGGCGCGCGCCUCGUGGAGGCGUCCGUGGACGCCGACCUCGUCGACAUGGCCCCGGCCAAGCCCACGCCGGCGCUGCUCAAGCUGCACCCGGACCUGGACGCGGAGCACCAGGAGGUGGUGCUGCUGCAGCUCACGCGGUUCCGCUGCGGCUCCCUCGCGGUCGGGUUCACGUCCAAGCACGUCGUCGCCGACGGCCACGCCACCAGCAACUUCCUCGUCGCCUGGGGCCGCGCCACCAGGGGGCUGCCCAUGGGCCUCCCGCCCGUGCACCACCAGAAGGACCUCUUCAAGCCGCGCUCCUCGCCGGCUCGCCCGGAGCACGACCACCGCAGCAGGGAGUACCACCGGCCGUCGCCCGCCGCCGGCCAUCACCACGGGGACGACGGCGCCGAGAGCAACAUCGUCAUCCACAAGGCGCACUUCACCAAGGACUUCAUCGCGGGGCUCCGCGCCAGGGCGUCGGAGGGGCGCGGGCGGCCGUUCAGCCGGUUCGAGACCAUCCUGGCCCACCUCUGGCGCACCAUGACGCGGGCGCGGGACCUGAGCCCCGGCGAGGCGACGUCGAUCCGGAUAUCCGUGGACGGGCGGCACCGGCUGGGGAAGCCGGCGGAGUACUUCGGCAACCUGGUGCUGUGGGCGUUCCCGCGAGCCACGGUGGGCGACCUGCUGGGCCGGCCGCUGAAGCACGCGGCGCAGGCGAUCCACGAGGAGGUGGCGAGGGUGGACGGCGGCUACUUCCAGUCGUUUGUGGACUUCGCGGCCUCCGCAAGCAUCAUGAAUGACACCGGAGGUUCUCAGUUUCUCACCAUCUUAAACCGCAACUUGUCCUAG